CAAGUAUCGAAAUACGGCAAUAUGGUAGCUUGCAGGCUUGAGCUGCAACCCUGCCGACUCUGACCGUCUUUCUGAGUCUACAGUCGGCUAUGGGGCAGGACAGCGUUCGGGAAGUCUUUUCAUAGCGAAGGCUACUUCUAAACAUGCUGACCGUGUGUGUGCUGAGGCUGUCGGCGCCUCGCUGCUCGAAGGCAGCCGCUGUGUGGCGUUCGGUGUCCGCGCGGAACAGGAGUGUGUGCGCGCUCGAGCCACCGUCAUGGCGGUCUACACGCACACCUGUCACUGACUGCUUAAGGUUCACACAGAGCCGUGUCCCGUGCACUACCUCCGCGCUCCAGUUCUUCACACACACGGGACGCACGUUUGGAACUGUAUUUUUACCCUGGAGAGGCCAUAAGAGAUCGUGGAUUAAUGACUGGCCUGUACCUGUAGUGCGAGGACUUUGUGAUAGUAAAAAGCAGGAGUUAACCAAUGGUUCAGAGGCGGACCGCAGUGAAGACAGUCCAGUCUCCGGACAUGGGCUUUUCAAGUUCAAAGAGCUGUACGAGAAUCCCUGGACCAUCCCAAAUCUGCUGUGUGUGUGUCGGAUUCUUCUCGCCCCUGUGCUAGGACACCUGAUCAUCACACAGCACUUCCACCUCAGCCUGGCUCUGUUCACACUUGCAGGAGCCACUGAUCUGCUCGACGGCUACAUUGCCAGGACUUGGCCCAGUCAGAAGUCGGCGCUGGGCAGUGCUCUGGACCCAUUGGCUGAUAAGAUUCUUAUCAGUGUUUUAUACAUCAGUCUCACCUACGCUGAACUUAUCCCAGUUCUGCUCACAGCUCUCGUCAUCUCCAGAGACAUUGGGCUCAUUGCUGCAGUCUUUUGGGUCCGAUACAAGACUGUCCCUCCACCAGUGACCCUGAGCAGGUUCUUUAAUCCUUGCUACACUACAGCACAGCUCAAGCCUACCCUCUUCAGUAAAAUGAACACAGCCAUCCAGCUGUUCCUUGUGGCUGCAUCUUUGGCUGCUCCAGUCUUCCAGUACACAGACAGUGCUGCGUUGCAGUGUCUAUGGUUUAUCACUGCAGUGACUACAGCAGCAUCUGGGUACAGCUACUGGCACUACGGCCGCAAGACGGUUAAGUUGCUCAACGCUCGGUCACCAUGACAACUGAACCUGGGCAUCACCAUGAAGAUCAGGCCCAAAGAGCACCUUUAGCAACCAUACUUCACAUCAUCCUGAUUAUGAUCUCAGGAAAAACAAUUUUGUAACAAAAAUGACUUAUUAAAAAUAACAUAUCA
Molecule: messenger RNA, 1285 nt
Organism: Boleophthalmus pectinirostris (great blue-spotted mudskipper)
Lineage: Eukaryota; Metazoa; Chordata; Actinopteri; Gobiiformes; Gobiidae
Gene: crls1
Product: cardiolipin synthase 1
Exons: 7
Coding region: 144-1151 (335 amino acids)
Biological process (GO): cardiolipin biosynthetic process
Cellular component (GO): mitochondrion; membrane
Molecular function (GO): cardiolipin synthase activity
Source: RefSeq, a predicted model, not a curated record